Messenger RNA from Phycomyces blakesleeanus NRRL 1555(-), 1596 nucleotides. RefSeq lists its product as hypothetical. Gene Ontology annotation, biological process: microtubule nucleation; mitotic cell cycle; cytoplasmic microtubule organization. The annotation marks the transcript as partial. The record is from RefSeq and is a predicted model, not a curated record. Lineage: Eukaryota; Fungi; Mucoromycota; Mucoromycetes; Mucorales; Phycomycetaceae. The transcript has 10 exons. Gene Ontology annotation, molecular function: gamma-tubulin binding; microtubule minus-end binding. Gene Ontology annotation, cellular component: equatorial microtubule organizing center; centrosome; gamma-tubulin small complex.
GAGUCAGCCCUUUUACGUGAUCUCAUAUUCAUCUUUCAAGGGAUUGAUGGACAGUAUAUCAGAUUCGACCCUGGAUCAGGAGAAUACACCAUUGAUUCAAAGGUUACAGUGACGAAGCCUACAAAGGAUCUUGUGUACUACUUGUCUGAACUAGGGUGGCUCUACAAACGGAUCCUUCUCUUUGUCAAAUCGAAAUCAAAUGAUCCAAGCAUUGGUCUUGUUGGACAGGCAUUCUGCUCUGAACUUCAACACGAGCUUACAGAUUACUACAGGCUGAUUGCUGUUCUUGAGGCACAGAUUAAAAAACAGGCCUCUACUGUACCAAAUUUUGAAAAUCAGCUUGCUCUGCCAACCGAACAGAGUCUGACCUUAAGACGUUUGGUCGUGUGGACACAAGAGAGUCUACAGAAACUUCGAUUGAUGAGUACAAUGGUAGAUGUGUGUCAAGACCAGAAAGGAGGUGCGCUCGUUUCUACAAUGCAUAACUACACUAAACACGGCGAUCCGUUCAUUCGUAAUUACAUUAGUAAAAUGCUCCAAGAGGUAUCCAAACCAUUUUAUGAGAUGCUUCAGCGUUGGAUCUAUGCAGGUGAAUUGGAUGAUCCAUACAAUGAAUUCUUUGUGGCCUGCGAUCUAUCUGUACCCGAGGAAGAAUUGUGGCAAAACCAAUACUCCAUAAGGGAAGAUAUGUUACCGGCUUUUAUUUCGGAAGAACUUGCUCAAAAGAUAUUCUCUAUUGGAAAAUCGCUCAAUUUUAUUCGACGUAGCUGUCAUGACGAUUCACUCGUUGAAAAGUAUUCUACCUCUGAUCAAGAUUGCGUACCUACUUUUAAGUACGGAGAUGUACAGGCAGUUGAACGGUCAAUUGACGUUACGUAUCUGGAAACAAGCAAACAACUCAUCAAUUUGCUCAAACGCAAAUACAAGCUAAUGGAACACUUGCGAGCUCUAAAGCGGUAUCUUCUCUUGGGUCAAGGAGACUUUAUUCAGCACCUUAUGGACACCCUGGGUCCAAACCUGAGCAUGCCAGCCAACAAACUAUUCCGUCACAAUCUGACAGGUGUCCUUGAGACAGCAAUUAGAGCAUCCAAUGCACAAUACGACGAUGUAGAUAUUCUCAAUCGACUUGAUGUCCGACUUCUAGAGAUAUCCCCUGAAGAUCUUGGUUGGGAUGUUUUCACGCUGGAUUACCACGUAGAUUCGCCCAUCAAUACAGUAUUUAGUCAACAGGCUAUGAAUCAAUACCUUCGUAUAUUCAACUUUAUGUGGAGAUUAAAACGAGUAGAAUACACAUUGUCAUCAGCUUGGCGUCGUUGGGGAACUGCCAGUCGAACCUUUGCUAGUAUUCCUGAAAUGGAUCAAGAUUUACAUCAAGCUCAACUGGCUAUUAGUCGAAUGGUUCAUUUUAUUUACCAGCUCCAACAUUAUUACUUGUUUGAGGCAAGUCUUCUGAUACUCCAAGGUCUAAACUUGAUGGUAUUGGAGUGCUCAUGGGAGAAACUUGCUUCGUUCAUUGAAAAUAAAAGCAUCGAUCUUGAUUCCAUUAUCGAAGCACACUCUUCUUAUCUCGAUAAAAUCACAGAAAAAGGGUUUCUU